AUCUAUCUAUACAAAUAUGUAAACGUAUAUACAUUUUGACUAUGGUAUUACGGUUUUCGCGGGAGCGCAAAUAAUUCGACCAAUCAGAACGCUCGCCUUAGAGUAGAUAAGAUGGACCGUUUGAAAAGUACGCCAGAAGAUGGCAGCACUGUAACGGCAGAAGGAAGGACGAGUUUCGAGUCGCAGUAUACAACGGACACACAGGCGCAGUGACCGGCUUAGAGAGACGGAGUGAAGUGACGUUGCCAGUAACACUGCGAGAAGUCCCGUUUUUAUUCUUAGAAAUUUCCUCUGGAUAAUUUGGUCGUCCUUACCGAUUGUUAAACUACAAGACUGGGAGAGUUUAUGAUGAAGAGGCUCACUUUGAACGAGAGAACGAAAAUAGUCCAGUUUUACUUUGAAAAUAAUCGUUCGAUAAUUAGUACUCAGAGAGCAUAUCGCAGACAUUUUAACGUUAAAAAUGCACCGGCGGAAAUGACUAUACGCAACAUUAUUGCCCGUUUUCAGCAACAGGGUACUGUUUCCGAUUUGCCACGUUCCGGUAGGCCACGUUCUGUCUUUACAAAUGCUAACAUACAACGCGUGGAGGAAAGUGUCCUCGAGGAACCCGGAACUUCGACCCGAAGGCGUUCUAGUCAAUUGGAAUUAUCACGAACAUCGUUGCGACGUAUUUCAAGGCACUUGCUCCUUUUAUUCCCAUAUAAGAUACAACUCGUUCAGGAUUUACAUUUAGACGAUUACAAAAGCCGUUUGAAUUUUUCAAUUCGUUUUCAACAACUCGUAAAAGAAGAGGACGAUUUUUUAGAUCGUUUGAUUAUGAGCGACCAGGCGGAUUUUCAUUUAGACGGUAUUAUCAAUAAAGAAAAUUGCAUAUUUUGGGGCGCAGUUAAUCCGACGGCUAUACGCGAUUAUCAGUUACAUCCAAUUAAAUGUACAGUUUGGUGCGGAUUAACGUCGGAUUGCGUGAUAGGUCCGUUUUUCUUUAAAAACGAUGAUGGUAAUAACGCGGCUAUCGUUACCGUCGAACGAUACAAAAACAUGAUAGAGAAUUUUCUACGUCCUGCCGUGGAAGACAAACCGGACAUGUGGUUCCAACAGGACGAAAACGCGUCUCAUACGGCCGAGCCAACGAUGGAAAUUUUAAGGGAAAUUUUUUCGGGACGAUUAAUAUCGAAGCAAGGGGCAAUCGAAUUUCCCGAACGUUCGCCGGAUUUAACGGCUACCGAUUUCUUUUUAUGGGGUUAUUUGAAGGGAAAGGUUUAUCGAAAUAAACCGCGAACGAUUCAACAGUUACAAGAAAAUAUUAGAACCGAGAUCCAUGGUUUAUCGCGACAAACGCUGAGAACAGUUAUGGAGAAUAUAUUGCAACGAAUGAAAUUAUGUCAGACCGAAAACGGACGAUAUUUACGCGAUGUUAUUUUUCACGGCUGAUCGUAACAACAACAACGAUAUAAUAAUAAUAAUAAUAAUAAUAAUAAUAAUAAUAAUAAUAAUAAUAAUAAUAAUAAUAAUAAUAGUAAUAGUAAUAAUAUCGUCGUCCCUUUGUAACAUAUUAUGAUAUCAAUGAAAAUAUUCCGACGUACGUAAAAUAUUUCGUAUAUACGCAAGAUGCAAUAGUAUUAUUACUAUUUCGUAUCACCUAGGAACUUUUGGCACGUCCUGUACAUUACAUAGCUCGUGAAAGAGCGUCUUGUUUCCUCUAUCUAACACUCUACAUGAUGCUCGAACGAACGAACGAACGAACGAAUGGAUGGAUGGAUGGAUGGAUGGAUGGAUAGAUGGAUGGAUGGAUCGAUCAACGAAGAACCGAACGAAGCGUUGUAUAGGAGAAGGGCUCUGUGCUAGGGUGCCGGCGCUAUGGGGGUUAUGGGGGCACGUUCACACAAAACGGCCACCGUAGGCAACGGCAGCUGUUCACCAUCCGUGCCCUACUCUCUACUCUCGCUUCUCUCCCCCGCAUUCUUUGCUCGGCUUAAGCCUCGCCCUUCGAACCGAAACUUCCUCUUUCUUCUUUGCUUUUACCUUUUCUCUCUCUCUUUCUCUUUCUUUCUUUCUUUCUUUCUUUCUUUCUUUCUUUCUUUCUUUCUUUCUUUCUUUCUCUCUCUCUUUCUUUCUCUCUCUCUUUCUGUCGUUUUCUCUCUCUCGUCAUUAUUUUCGUCAUAGAAAACGUGUACGUGACUUUCACAAUCUUUAUCUUUUUUUUCUUUCCUUUCUUUUUUCUUUUUUUUUUCUUUCCUUUCUUUUUACAUGGUACUCUCAAUACGACGCCACGUAAAAUCAUCGUCAUUAAAAAUCACGUUCCAUUUUUUAUCUAUAUAUACGUAUAUAUGUAAGUGUUAGAGAGAUUUCCUUUCGGGGUUCAAUUUUUUUUUUUUUUUUUUGAUAUCUUUGUAUUUGAAUCGUACUAAUCGUAGUGAGAUGAUUUUAUUUAUUUGUUUUAUUUUUUGUUUUUGCUUUUGUUUUCCUUCUUCGAUUAC
Molecule: messenger RNA, 2477 nt
Organism: Vespula pensylvanica (western yellowjacket)
Lineage: Eukaryota; Metazoa; Arthropoda; Insecta; Hymenoptera; Vespidae
Exons: 2
Coding region: 346-1431 (361 amino acids)
Molecular function (GO): nucleic acid binding
Source: RefSeq, a predicted model, not a curated record